GCUCCGCGGGUUGGCGGGGUGGGCUCGGGUCCGCGCGCGUAGCGGCGGAGCGCAGGGGGCGGGAAGGAACCUGCUGCCGCCGCGGCCGCCCCGCCGCUCUCAGGGCGCGCGGCGUCUCUCCCGCCCGGGCCGCUCGCUCCAUGUCGCUCCGUUGCGGAAGUGUCGCGGGGAAAGGCGGCGGAGGCUUCGAGCGCUGGAGGCCGGGGCUCGGCGCCCUGCAGCACUGAGUGCCGGGAGCCGCGCGCCCCAGCGGCCCCGCUGCCCGUGCGCCCCGCGCCCUCCGCAGCCUGCAUGCCCCGCGCCGCGCCCGGCCGCCGCCGACUGCUGCUCUCAUCGCCGCUGCCGGGCGCCGGAGUAAUAUGCUCACUCGAGUGAAAUCUGCCGUGGCCAAUUUCAUGGGCGGCAUCAUGGCUGGCAGCUCAGGCUCCGAGCACGGCGGCGGCGGCUGUGGAGGCUCGGACCUGCCCCUGCGCUUCCCCUACGGGCGGCCGGAGUUCCUCGGGCUGUCUCAGGACGAGGUGGAGUGCAGCGCGGACCACAUCGCACGCCCCAUCCUCAUCCUCAAGGAGACCAGGCGGCUGCCCUGGGCCACUGGCUACGCAGAGGAAGAAGGACGUGAAAGGAUGAUGACAGAGAAGCCACCAUGGAGCCCAAGCAUAGCAGUACAGUUGGAUUUCACAAGGGACUGCAACCUCGUAGCAUUCAGCCACCCAGGAACGAGGGUUAUCAAUGCUGGGAAGAGCACACACAAUGAAGACCAAGCCAGCUGUGAGGUGCUGAAUGUGAAGAAGAAAGCCGGGGCCGUUACCUCAACCCCAAACAGGAACUCCAGGAGACGGUCCUCCCUUCCCAACGGGGAGGGCCUGCAGCUCAAGGAGAACUCAGAGUCCGAGGGUGUCUCCUGCCACUACUGGUCGCUGUUUGAUGGUCACGCGGGGUCCGGGGCCGCUGUGGUGGCAUCGCGACUGCUGCAGCACCAUGUCACAGAGCAGCUCCAGGAUAUCGUGGAGAUCCUGAAGAACUCAGCCGUCCUGCCGCCCACCUGCCUGGGCGAGGAGCCGGAGAACACGCCCGCCAACAGCAGGACUCUGACGAGAGCCGCCUCCCUGCGCGGUGGGGUGGGCGCCCCGGGCUCGCCCAGCACCCCGCCCACGCGCUUCUUCACUGAGAAGAAGAUCCCGCACGAGGGCCUGGUCAUCGGGGCCCUGGAAAGCGCCUUCAAGGAGAUGGACCUACAAAUAGAACGCGAGAGGAGCUCGUAUAAUAUAUCCGGUGGCUGCACAGCCCUCAUUGUGAUUUGCCUUUUGGGGAAGCUGUAUGUGGCAAAUGCUGGGGACAGCAGGGCCAUCAUCAUCAGAAAUGGAGAAAUCAUCCCCAUGUCUUCGGAAUUCACCCCUGAGACUGAGCGCCAGAGACUUCAGUACCUGGCAUUCAUGCAGCCUCACUUGCUGGGAAAUGAAUUCACACAUUUGGAGUUUCCAAGGAGAGUACAGAGAAAGGAACUUGGAAAGAAGAUGCUGUACAGGGACUUCAAUAUGACAGGCUGGGCAUACAAAACCAUUGAGGAUGAUGACUUGAAGUUUCCUCUUAUAUAUGGCGAAGGCAAGAAGGCUCGGGUAAUGGCAACUAUUGGAGUGACCAGGGGACUUGGGGACCAUGACCUGAAGGUGCAUGACUCCAACAUCUACAUAAAACCAUUCCUGUCUUCAGCUCCAGAGGUAAGAGUCUAUGAUCUCUACAAAUAUGAUCACGGAGCAGAUGAUGUGCUGAUCUUGGCCACAGAUGGACUUUGGGAUGUUCUAUCAAAUGAAGAAGUAGCAGAAGCAGUCACUCAGUUUCUUCCUAACUGUGAUCCAGAUGAUCCUCACAGGUACACGCUAGCAGCUCAGGACCUGGUGAUGCGUGCCCGAGGUGUCCUGAAGGACAGGGGAUGGCGGAUAUCGAAUGACCGGCUGGGCUCGGGAGAUGACAUUUCUGUAUAUGUCAUUCCUUUAAUACAUGGAAACGAACUGUCAUGAAAGUGACCCCCGGGGACUGGGAGGACAGAGGGAAAGAAAAUGGGGAUGCUUCUGGGCAGAGCAGAACUGGGAGGUGCCCGGCUGAGUUCAGGUAAUGCAGUUUCUUCCCAGCCCAGAUGGGGAGUUUGCUGCCAAAAAGCCACUGGCUGUGCUUCAAGGUGACCCUUAGGUUUCCAUUUCUUUUUUAGUAACAGGUCUGGACACUCAACUAGAGCGAAACAGGGAACCUGUUACAGAGUGUUGUAUCUCCAUUGGCUUCUUUUAUAGGCCUCCCAGGCAGCUCUUGCCCAUCUGGGAGCACAUCCAUCAUAUAUAUUUUACCUACAGUAGAUGAGACAACCAUUUUUAGAUGGCAGAAAACCCCUCAGCCUGUCACGCUGCCAACUUCUCUCCGGGUUCAAAGUGCUGCAUUGGAAAGGUGGGGGUCACACCUCAAAGUAUGAGCACCUACAUUCUAGUAAGCUCAAGAUUUAUUUCAGGGAUUGCUGGCUUUCCCUUCUUUCCCCCACCUCUUUCCUUCUGUUUCUUUUUAUUCUUUUGUGGUGAUGGUAGGGGAAGGCUGAGAUUUUUUUUCUUUCCAACAUUCCUUGAAUCUCUAGUUUCCCUCCCAGGGAAUAGGACUGGGAUUUUCCAACUCCUGGCUGAGGGAUUUCUGUGUUAAAGUCCAACCCGGGCUGGAUUGUCCACAUCUCCUGUGGCCCACACCACCCAGGCAGCCAUCUGGAGCAGUGCCCUGCCUGACACUGUGUCUUUGUUGUGUAACGUUUGUUCCUGAGUUCCAUUUUCUCACCAAAUCAGUGUGUUUUCUUGAAAAUAGGGGUGUUCUUUGGACCACUAGCUCCUCUAUUAUCUUCAGCAGUCUCCUUGGGUAGCUUGUGGUCGCACUGUGAGAGUCUAGAUUUUCAUUUCUGGAAUGGUUGGCUUCUCUCACCUGCUGUGUCAUGAGAAUCGACACAAAGCAGUGUUUAAUGGACCGGUUUAAGAGGCUCUUGUAUCAGUGGGUUUGCCAUACCUCAUUUGAGGACAGUUUCAGAUUCAGGUUUCAUGGACUGUGAUUGUCCUCUAGCUCACUCCAAGCAAAGUAUGUGUAUCAGAGUUCUGUGAGCCGUAGCAAAUCUCUUUCCAUCAUCUUUGGGGAAGGCGCACUCAGGAUGCCACUUGAGUAAAAGUGAAUUUGAAGUUGAGUCCUUCUCAUGCUGUUUUCCCUGCUCCUUUUCCAGAGAAUCAUGCUGUAGCUCCCUAGAAAUGGAGACCCUUGUUCCCACAGGGGCUCCACCUCUGUGUGUGCCUCGCAAACACAACAGUAGCAGACACCUCGCCACCAUGAACACCCACUACUUCUGUGCCAGGAGGAAUGCCAAGACAAAAUCUCUUUCGUCUCCUAGGCAGACUGCUCCUGCAUACCGAAGGGCCUAGUAGAGCAACACUUAAAUGCAAAGUUCUCUUCCUGUGGACCUUCUGUGGUGUCAUUACCAUUUUGACAACUUUGUGUAAUUCAAACACUCUCCCAACCCAAAAGAGAUAAAGGUCAUUCAUGUGACUCCCCAGAAGUGCUGCAGAGUCAAUUCUAGUUCUUGUGUUUGUUUAAAUUCCUUCCCCAGAGGAGAAAAUAGGAACCUUUCCUCCAGGGUAGUAAGUCACUUAAAUUCCUGGAGUUGUAGAUAUUUUUGUAGGACAGAUCUGGAACCUUCCUGCUCAGGAAUGAAUUCGUUGCACAGUGUGGAAUCAAUGCCAUGUCUGGCAGGUAAAAUACUAUGGGAAUUUUCUCCAUCAGGUGUUUACCAACAUGUUGCCUGAGAAGAAAUGGGCUGUUACCUUCUCAGGAGUCCUCUUCAUCAGACAGCAUUCCCUACUCCUUCAGGAAGCCUUAGCUACCCCCAAACAUCUCUCUCAGCAAACCAUUUUCUUCCCUGGCAGAAUAUGAUGCCAUGGGAACACUCUCAGGCAUCAUACAACAGUGUGGUCCCCUUUCUGCUCCUGCACUGACUCUCAAAGUCACAUAGAAAUUGGAAACUUGGGCAGGGGAUUUAGCUCAGUGGUGCUGCUGCCUGCCUCACAAGCACAAGGUCCUGAGUUCAAUCCCCAGUACCAAAAAAACAAAAACAAAAACAAAAACAAAAAAAGAAAUUGGAAACUUGAGAAAGUCUUCCAUGAGGACCCUGCGCUGCCUUCUUUGGGAUCUUUCCCGUUUCUGCCCUCUUUUUUUUCCUCCUCCUCCCCCCUUUUUUCUCUUCUUUCUUCUCCUCCUCUUCCUCCUUUUCCUUCUCUUUUGCUUUCCUGGACUUCUCUCUGGGCCCUACCUUGAGCUUCUCUAGUCUUAUUUAAGCUAUCAGAGUCAGAAUUUCAAUGUAGAUGUCCUGACAACUUUCUACUGGGUUCACCAAUUCCUUUACUGCCAAGGCAUGUCUCAGGAAAAACUUUGGAAACCUCUCAUUCAAAUAAUCCUAAAACCUUGAGCAUUUCGUCCUGUUGGUUUUAGUAACAAAGGUAGCUAGGAAUUCUUUUCUUACGUCUACUUGGAUAGAAAGGUCAUAAUAGCAAUCUAAAGCCAUGUUUGUAUUUGGGGGAUAGAAAAAAGACUACAAAUGAGGUGAAUACAUCAGAAGCCGAAAAAGUAAUUUGUUAAUGCCUAUGGCAGGGCUACCCAGCACUGAUAUGACUCUGUGCAUUUAGCUUACUCCGCUUGGCCUUAUUUUUCAUGCAGGGCCCAAGUUACCCUACCCCACAACAGUAACCAUCUACAUAAUAGGUUGGCAGUUGGUGCAUUCUUGGAAAGGUCAAAAAGCUCACUCAUAAUCCUGUAGAACAUACUUAUAUGUGGUUCUGAAACCUUGUGUAUCUGACUUAUAGCCAAAUCUGCUUGUCCUGAUAGCCUCAGAGGAAGUCUUGUGUAAUUAAAACGCCUUUGAUUUCCUAGUUGGGUCUUUAUGGUUGUCCUGGGGGUUGUGUGACCACUUCCUUUAAUGAAAGGCUCUUUCAGCUCAAAAUGUCUUUGCUAGGCUGACCCCUGCUCUUUGGACUAGUUGGCAACACUCUUGCUUAGAGUGUGAACUCACAGUCCCGCCAUCCUCUGCAGCAUCUUGCCAGACAACCCCAUCGAAGCUUCAUCUUGUAACAUCCAGAGUCAGAGCAGGACCAGUAGGCAGAGAGGUGGAGGGAGUUCCGCUGUGGCUUCCAAGGAAGGAAGAGGAGAGAAUUUGGCUAGGCCAAGCACUCACUUGUCUGAUGGGAGCUUAAAAAGUGAGAAUUUCCAUUCUUUUCUAUAGUAUUCAGCUUUGCAGGAUCUGGAGUGUUCAUUUCUUAAAUUCCUAGCAACUUACCUCCAUGGGGCUAUGUGAAGUCAGCCGUGCCCACAUUCUCUUACUCUUCUCUGUAAGGAUUUAUUUAUCUUGAGGGAGGAAUUACAGCCAUAAGUAGAUAUUGGUGGGCAACAAUGAGUCCCAGGACCCAGAUUUAGCCCCACAUGUUAGCCAUUUGGACAGGGUUGUCAGUGUACCAAAAACACUAGUGUGGAAUCACCUGGGACACGUCUCCCACGUCUUUUACAUCGGAUCCUCCUCUUGAUGUCCCUUUCCUUGUCUCCAUUCCUACCUCCUUCCUCAUCUGCUUUUCCACCCUAACCAUAAGGCCACAAGUGGUCAAUGGUUUUCUUUCCACCAGUUUGAGGAUCUAACUUUUCCUUAAGAGAUCCACCUUUUUCAGAGUAUGUUAAGCUUUGGUGGGAUUUUCAUUUCAGUAGGAUAGUGCUUCUGGAGCAGAUGGAGAAAGCAGUGAGAUUCAUUGUCUAUGCAUGACCCUAAAAGUUACCAGAUUUAAGAAAAGAGUAAAACAGUCUCUGGCCACAGCACAGAAUCUUACGUUAAAAACUUGGAUUUUGAUGACAUACAAGAGUGGAGAAGUGGAGCAGCCUGCACAGAACAGCCCACCUCUCUGAAAACUUGGGUUUUGUGUGGCAGUGCACCGUAUCUGUGUACACUGGGAUUUUCAAAGGACACUACAGGAACGCCCUGACUUGUCUCUGAUGUGAGCCCCAUGGCUCUUCGACAAAUGUGAGUGUCAGUUUGAGAAAGACUGCUCUUUCUGAUCCACAGUGUCAUUUGUGUAAAUAGCUUUAAUUUUUCCUGUGUGUCUUAGAUAAAGUUUUGUUCAUGUAGCAACCAGGUAGACAGUGACCAAAUAUGGCUAUACAUGUGCUAUUGUUUCCCACUGUGGUAUACCUGAAGAAGGAGAGCCUUGUGUCCUCUACUCUUGUGAUUGCCCAUGAGUACUUUGUGUUUGUUUGGGGAGUCCUGAGAUUAUUCUUUCACUCCUGUUUUGCCUCCAAACUUCUUUGUUUCUGUGGAGACUUAAGGAGGCCCAUGGUGAGGAUCAUUUGUAAGGAAUAUGUAUGACAUCGUCUGUUUCCAAAACUACCCUGCGUACAGUAAAUUGAGAGCAAUCUGCCUGAAAAUGGUUUCAGAACCAUGUACCUUCAUGCUUUGUGAUUGUGAAACAUUGACUUUUGUAACCCCCAAAUGAAAAUUGUUUAGUAAAGGGGAUCUAUUUUGUGUGUUUUGAAACUUAGGUGCAAUGUCCCCUGGGAAAAGCUAAAGAACUGUAUAUGUUCAAUGACAUUUUAAAAUAAAAUACUAUAUAUAUGUACAUAGGA
Heterocephalus glaber (naked mole-rat) is the source of this 6666-nucleotide messenger RNA. The record is from RefSeq and is a predicted model, not a curated record. NCBI's taxonomy places the organism in Eukaryota, Metazoa, Chordata, Mammalia, Rodentia, Bathyergidae.